Desarmillaria tabescens is the source of this 735-nucleotide messenger RNA. RefSeq lists its product as uncharacterized. The transcript has 8 exons. The record is from RefSeq and is a predicted model, not a curated record. Bases 59 to 556 code for a protein of 165 amino acids. NCBI's taxonomy places the organism in Eukaryota, Fungi, Basidiomycota, Agaricomycetes, Agaricales, Physalacriaceae.
GGCACGACGACGGCGAUCUUAUUCCUGAAAGGUGUCCAUAUAUGCGGUUUUCUCCACGAUGGUGGGAGCCGACUUCACGAUUUCAGGCGCAAUGUGCUAUUACCUGCACAAGGGCAAGUCUAUGACUAGCAUGUCGAGUACUACGAAGACAAUCAUGAAAUUAAUGCGGGUCGUAGUGAUAUCUGGGCUGUUGACUAGCGCAUGUUCCCUUCUUGCUCUCGUGACGUAUGUUAUCUGGCCCGAUACUCUCAUUUUCAUUUCCAUCUGCGCCUUCAUUCUGCCAAAGCUCUAUAUUAAUUCCCUUCUCGCAAUGCUGAACUCCCGGAAGAGUUCAAUGUGGUCGGUCGGAAAAGAACGUCAAGUCGACCAGAAAAUAAUCCGUUUUGCUCCUCACGAUGCCGAAAGUGAGGUAACCGAUUCACGACAAACGAAUAUAACUAUUCCUGGUCUCUCCGUGACUGGUGCAGACACGAAUAUCAGUAUACCUCUUCCCGUAACUACGACGGAUUCCGAAAGAAGUCAUUCGAGUAGCAUGGGCGAUAUGAUAUUUGCGUAGUGAUAUAGCUCUUCCUGUUCAGUCCUACCAUUCUCCAUAAUGAUUAGGCAUUCAUCUGGUUCCUAUACCUGCGUGCGGUUCGAUCAGUCGAGCGGAAGUGGAACCAACGUUGAUACCCCACUACGCAUACUACAAUGGCCAUUGUCACUAGAAAGUGGUUAUCCUUUACGAUGGUCGAU